Phytophthora infestans T30-4 is the source of this 624-nucleotide messenger RNA. Its product is annotated as histidyl-tRNA synthetase, putative. Lineage: Eukaryota; Oomycota; Peronosporomycetes; Peronosporales; Peronosporaceae. The transcript has 7 exons. The record is from RefSeq and is a predicted model, not a curated record. Gene Ontology annotation, molecular function: histidine-tRNA ligase activity. The coding region runs from base 28 to 624 and encodes 198 amino acids. Gene Ontology annotation, cellular component: cytoplasm. Gene Ontology annotation, biological process: histidyl-tRNA aminoacylation.
UAUCAUACCAGGGCGUGAGGCUGACGGAUGCGGGGUCUGGCGCUGUGGCGAGCGGGUUCUGCACAGGCGAGCCAGAUGCGUCGGUACCUGUCGGUUGCUGCUAAAGCGAAAGCCGUCAGUCGUGUGAGAGGCACAAGGGACUUGUUGGUCGACGACACGCAGCAACACCGUGAAGUGUUGGAUGUGCUGAAGUGCACUGUCGACCGCUAUGGGUUUCGGGCAAUCCAGACGCCGCUGUUGGAGUACACUGACCUGUUUUCGCGUUCGUUGGGUGACGGAUCCGAUAUCGUAAUGAAGGAGAUGUAUACGUUUAAGGACAACUCGGGCAAAAGCGUGACGCUGAGACCGGAAGGCACUGCUGGUAUCAUGCGGGCGCUUGUGAGCAAUAACUUAAUGUUCUCACUGCCCCACAAAGUCUCGUAUUCCGGUAGCAUGUUCCGAUACGAGCGUCCUCAACGCGGAAGAUACAGGGAGUUUCAACAGUUUGGCGUGGAAUUCGUUGGUUCCACGGGGCCAUCCGUUGACACAGAGGUUAUUGCUAUGGCUGCUGAUGCUUUGGAUGCUCUGGGGAUCAAACACAAAGUUGUCCUAGAGUUGAACUCCUUAGGCGACGGUGAGAGGUAG